GAAGUACAAAAUCUACGUUAUUAUAGUGAUUCUAAGCUUUAAAUUAAUGUGGCCAGCGAUAUACGCAUAUUAUUAAAUUUUAAAGAAAAUAAAGGCUUAUAAUUCAAAUUUUCGGUACGACGACACAACCCGGAGCUUCAAGUUUACGUCUCUUCAAGCACGUCUCUCAGGGUAGGAUCAGAGACUGUGGAAACUGUGUUACCGAUUUGUUUCUUAUAGGUGUUUCAAUGCAGUAAACUUUCAUGAACAGCAGGAUAUAAAUCAAAUGAAAAGGGCGAAACCCUGCCGAAUUUAUAAAUUAGGUGAUAGUAGCAAUUUAUGUAUGAAAUCUACAGCUUGCGAAUUAUCACAAAUGUGAAAUUGUUUUAUUACUCAAGCGAGACUGGACUUAAAGCAUGUUUCAUCAAUGCUGUAAAGGUUAAAACGACAUAAAACCUAGCAUACAACCCCUGUUUAGCUACGUGUAUAUAUAUCAAUAACAAUGGUAGAACCACAUGCUUUAUCAACAACAAUUAAGGAAUUCAGGUCUAGGAGGUUAUCUUCCAAAGAAUGCACGAGUCACAUCAUAGAUUUUAGUGACUCCCUACACAUAGCGAGGGAUGCAUCAUCAUGCGCGGUGAGGUCGAACACAUUGGACCUUCCGCACUUCCAACCGUCAUUCUCCACGGAAAUGCCCCGUGUGUCUAUUGAAAACAGGCGUAGAGGUAGCUUGUUCGAAUUCAUAACGGCUGCAGAUGGCCCGCGUGAUGACAGUGCACCCAGCAAUAAAGGUCAAAAUGACACGCAUGGGAUUGCAAAAUCAGGAUCCUGGCCUGAAGUCAAUAUAGACGAACUAGAAAGUGCAUUUGAAUGUACACUGAAUGUGAGAAAUAUCAGGAAAGCUUUGGAACCAAAGGAUGGUAGAAAUAUGAAUAUACAAAAGUCAAGCAGAUGUGUAGAAGCUGCUCUACGGACGUUUAGCAAACGAAGUGGACGUGUAUCUCCAAGAAGGCCAGCUUGUGUCUCUACAGGACUGCAAGCCACUAAGGAUAAAAGAGGAGCACAAUGGAUGCACCUAAUAAAAGGUCUUAGAGUCAAACGAUGGAGUCAAAUACUAACUGAAACUAUACGAAAACCAUCGACUAAUAAACUAAACGAUAAAAUAAAGGAAAAACCGAUCAAAAAGUCAAAGGAACAAAUCGUUACCAAUGUAAACGGCGGAGUCGAGCCGUGGAUUAACAAAGGGAUAGAUAAAAUAUUUGAAGCUGCUCUCAGAACACGCGGUCCAAUAAAGCAAUAUGCUCGUUUCAUACCGCAAUCAAGUAUACACGUCGUAAAUAAUGAAGCUGAAGCCAAACACGCCAUCACUAUUACCCCGCAUUGCUCAGAUACGAAUAUAAUAGAAUGUAUCCCUCCUUUGGAACCGAUCAAUUAUGGUUUAAUACGUAUGAAAGGGUCGGUAGGUAGGAUGCAAAUAUAUGAUUGCCUAGACAACGAUAAGGGUCGUGUAUUGAGCCUGAACCUUCUGCCAAAAGACCACCCUGCUAUAGAAAUCUACGAAUUACUAUGUCAAAAUGCUCAUCCAAACAUCGUUAAAGUCGAAAAGGUUCUAGAAGAUGAAAAUGCCUUCUAUGUGCUACUCGAUUGUGAUAACGAUAUGUAUCUAGGUGAAUUUUACCAAAAGUGGCAUAAAAAUGCCUUCACAUCAAUAUUUAUCAGGAAUGUAGUGCGUCAAAUUCUAUCUGCAUUGGCAUAUAUUCACAAAAGGGGUAUGGCGGUUUCAAGACUUAGCAUGGACUCCAUCACCAUAAAGGAAAGUGUAGAUGGAUAUCUAGGAGUUAAGUUAGUUCGCAUUGAAAGCGUAUGCCCAAAAGGAAGCAUCAGUUCGGUGUUGCCACAAAAUGAUGUAUUUACAGCACCGGAAGUACAAUGUGGAGAAAUAACGCCCUCCAGCGAUAUGUGGAGCAUAGGGGUUAUAAUGAAUGUACUUGUAGAAGGAAAACUGCCUAUCAUAAACAAAAAACACUCAAUGAAGCAUCAAAAGGGUGUUGACAAAGAUCAAAUACCUUGUUUUACCUCAGAUAUGUGGGUUCAGGAACCUGAAAUGAGAGAUUUCUGCCUCUCAUGCCUUGAAGUAAACCAAACAAAACGCAUCACAUCUGCGAUGGAAGCGUUGAUACACCCAUGGGUUAAACAAUAAAACCUGUCAUUUAACACUGUUAGAUUAAGUGCAAUAUAGAAUUACAUAAAUAUUUUUAACGGGGAUAUGUUAUGUGACGGGUGCGUGAGGCAACGGUAUUG
Messenger RNA from Babesia bovis T2Bo, 2280 nucleotides. RefSeq names its product Protein kinase domain family protein. Lineage: Eukaryota; Apicomplexa; Aconoidasida; Piroplasmida; Babesiidae. The record is from RefSeq and is a predicted model, not a curated record. Bases 482 to 2179 code for a protein of 565 amino acids. Gene Ontology annotation, molecular function: ATP binding; protein kinase activity. The transcript has a single exon. Gene Ontology annotation, biological process: protein phosphorylation.